Molecule: messenger RNA, 757 nt
Organism: Xenopus laevis (African clawed frog)
Lineage: Eukaryota; Metazoa; Chordata; Amphibia; Anura; Pipidae
Gene: pln.S
Product: phospholamban S homeolog
Exons: 2
Coding region: 227-385 (52 amino acids)
Biological process (GO): negative regulation of calcium ion import into sarcoplasmic reticulum; regulation of calcium ion transport; negative regulation of heart rate
Cellular component (GO): mitochondrial membrane; membrane; sarcoplasmic reticulum membrane
Molecular function (GO): ATPase inhibitor activity
Source: RefSeq, a predicted model, not a curated record
UUGCAAUAAACUGAGCGACAGCCCCCAGCCCUGCCACAGAGCUCAAGGCAAGCUGCUGAACACUUCCCACACCAAAACUCCUAUUACUAAUAACAAACUUUCAAUAAGCUGCAAGUAAGGGAGAAGAUUAAGGCCCUUUCUCUCCUCUGAACACGGACACCAAUUUCUCUCUAUCUGCACUGCACUCUAAUCUGUCACCCGCACCUCUCUGCCCUGUUGAGUAGCCAUGGAGAAGGUCCAGCACAUAACCCGUUCUGCAAUGAGGAGAGCCUCAAACAUUGAGGUCAACCCACAGACCCGGCAAAACCUGCAGGAGCUUUUUAUCAAUUUCUCUCUGAUUCUUAUAUGCCUGUUGGUCAUCUGUAUAAUUGUCAUGCUUCUCUGAAGAUUCCUGCUGUGUACCAGAAAGACUAUACAUGUGCCUAUUGGAAGGGAUUGGUACUCUGGCCACGGUAAAGAUGUGGCACUAUUUUUAAGCUUGCACAAUGGCUAGUCUCCCAAUUGUGUAUGCAGUGUACUAUAGGAUUAUUUAUAUGUAAGUUUUAUUUCUAAUUGUAAAUUGCAUAUAGCUGGGUGUUUAUACAUGGCUGGCAUUGUAUUAGACAGCUACAGUAUAUUUAUACAGAUAGCAUUCAACAGCUCUUGCCAUUAUCAGAUAUCCUGGAAACAUGCAUAUUCCUCUGUCUGUUACUUGUAUGUUGUCUUCACAAUGUUCAUCAUCAUGGUGUGUGAACGUUAAAAUAAAAGCAUGAUCGCA